CUUGGCUCGGCUCGUUGACCCAGCAGCAGGGGAAACCCACCGCUCAGUGCUGGCUGAAACUGCCGGGAUAGCAGUGACAACUGAAUCUAAUCUAAACUCAGCAAAAAAAAUAGGAACUGUACUGUAACAGUGAGAGAGCAGCGUUUAUGAUGGCCACCAAACUGGUGAAGGUGUUAGAAGUUGAAUAUCAGGACCCAGGAGAGUCGAAACCUGCUAGAACAUCAUGAACCUUUCUGGAGAUAAAAGGACAGAAAUAGAGCCGUUUAGAAGAGGAGCUUCAUCUCAUAUCACUGCUAUCAUAACUGACCCCUUCCUCUCUGAAGUGGCGGCGUUCUGGACUUUAAUGUAUGGCAGUGGGUUCUGAUGUGACGUGAUGAGAUGAUCCUCACAGAGAAUCACAGAAAUAAAAUGAUCUCACUCAGACGUCUUUCUGAGGGAGUCGAGUGGAAGAGGAAGCGACUCUGAGCUGAAAGGGGAGGAGCGACGACAGACCACACAGUGCAGAUCACGUCUUCAGUGUCUCUGCUGACUUUCUCUCUGCUGAGAUCAGAGCAGUUCAUAAGUGUAGGAGAGUCAGAGUGAGGAGCUUCUGGACCUUCUGGACCUUCAGGUAUCCGCUGGGUCUGAAGAGCGAUGCUGCCAUGUUUUCCCAGAGCUCAGUAAAUAUUCCAGCAGCGCUGAUCCUCAUUUUACUGGCAGUUCUGCAGGUGAAGGUGGAUUGUAAACCUGCAGGACAGACAGUGGUGAAACAGACCUGUAGCUCCACCUGCUGGCCUGAAGGGAACUGUUACUACAGCUGGUACAGAUACAGAUAUCCAGGAUCCUGGAAUAGAGAAAUAAUAGGAUGUUCAUAUGAAGCCACAGUUUGGUUCAUCUCCACCAGCUCACCUGUUCAGGACAGAUACUGUGAGGUCCAGAACCGCGCCGCCCCUCAGCAGAAGUGUAAACUGGACUGGGCUGUGAUCUACACUCCUGGACGUGUCUGUGCUCUGAAAGGAUCAUCAGUUAAUCUGUCCUGCACUUAUAAACACCCUGAAGGACUCACAGUGACUAAAUCACUCUGGUUCAUUGAAAGUCAGUGGAAGUCUGGUGUUGAGCCUGAGGAUGUACGACGGUCUGAUCAGUAUGAGGGGAGAGUGCAGUACAGCCUGACCCUGAACUCCUGUAGAAUGACCAUCACUGACCUGAGAGAGAGCGACGCUCACACAUACAGCUUCAGAUUCUACACUGAUCAUCCUGACGGCAGAUACUCUGGCAGACCUGGAGUCACUCUGUCCGUCACAGAUCUGAAGGUUACAGUGUCAGAUACAGAUGGAGGAGUAAAGAAGCUGAACUGCAGCUCCACCUGCACUCUGCCCAACAACCCCACCUACAUCUGGUACAGGAACGGACAGCCUGUAUCUGACCAGAACAGAAAUGAACUGGAGCUGAGAGACAGAACUGUGGAUGCUGGCAGCUACUCCUGCGCUGUGAAAGGAUACGAGGAGCUCGGCUCUCCUGCCGUCUACUCUCCCAGACCUCCAUCUGUAUCUGAGACUGAGGUUAACGGCUCCGUCACGCUGGUCUGUGUCAGCGACUCCAACCCUGCCAGCUCUUACACCUGGUUCAGGAAGACAGGAGGGAACAUCACACAGUUUGGAGAAGGAGCCAGUUUAACUUUAGCUGCAGGAGCAGAUGGAGUUUUCUACUGUAUGGCAGAGAAUCCAUACGGAUCAUCCACCUCAUCAGAAUGGACACUUACAUCAGAUAACAGGACUUCAGUAUAUGCAGCUUCUGGAGGCGCCGUGGUUUUGCUUCUGAUAUUCACUGCAGUCUUUUUGUGGAUGAGGAGACGAGCAGCAGUGACCAGCAGCAAGAAAGAGGAGAACAGAGAGGGAGCUUCUGCUCCUGUGUACGAUGAGGUCUCCACCCUGGCUGUGACCUCCGACACCUCAAGAGCUGCACCCUUAGAUGAUCAGGAUGAUGUUCAGUACGCCACCGUUCAUUUCUCACGCUCUCAGAUGAAGGACGUUCCUCUCAACUCCACCGUCCACCCGUCAAACGCUCUGCCUGAAGAAGAGGAAGUGCAGUACGCCGCAGUGAACACUGCUAAACCAAGAACUGCUCGGAAUGAUGAAAUUCUGAUCUACAGCACAGUCCAGAAGAAGAUCUACUGUCCACAGCGGUGCAGUUCCUCACCUCAUUUACCUCCACCUAAAACAUUUAAAGUCCACAUUUUAAAUGAUGGUCACUGUGAUCGGCACAGAUCUGCAAGGUUUUUAUGAGGCCAUAAUUAUUAUAGGUUUUUACUACUUACUUGA
Messenger RNA from Pygocentrus nattereri (red-bellied piranha), 2300 nucleotides. RefSeq lists its product as uncharacterized. The transcript has 11 exons. NCBI's taxonomy places the organism in Eukaryota, Metazoa, Chordata, Actinopteri, Characiformes, Serrasalmidae. The record is from RefSeq and is a predicted model, not a curated record. The coding region runs from base 642 to 2264 and encodes 540 amino acids.